Molecule: messenger RNA, 3581 nt
Organism: Corythoichthys intestinalis (scribbled pipefish)
Lineage: Eukaryota; Metazoa; Chordata; Actinopteri; Syngnathiformes; Syngnathidae
Product: dickkopf-related protein 1-like
Exons: 5
Coding region: 1810-2511 (233 amino acids)
Biological process (GO): negative regulation of canonical Wnt signaling pathway; multicellular organism development
Cellular component (GO): extracellular region
Molecular function (GO): receptor antagonist activity; co-receptor binding
Source: RefSeq, a predicted model, not a curated record
UAUACAUAAUAUAAUAAAAAUAUACAGGAAACACAGACAAGGCUGAAAAAGCAGUUUCUGCUCUUACACCCCUCUUUAAAAUAAACUGCUGUAAUUUCAGCCAAAAGAACUGUUGUGUUUGAUAGAAUAAUAUGUUUAUAUACUGCCAUGGCAGUUUCAUGGCACAUUAAGCCCCCAAACUAUUUUUAAUGUGACCGUUUUACCCUGGCGACCCCGUUUACAGACACUGCGCAACGGCUUUUGUUUCAACCCAGCUAUAAAAAUAAGGUAAGUAAUUAUAUUUAUUAUUCAAAAUGUCUAUCAUUUUUAGCUCAGGAUCAUUACUUAAUGUCUAAUAUUUAGUUAAAAAAAAAAAAAGACUUUAAAAAAAUUAUUCACUUGCACAUUUUAAACUUUUAAACAAAAUACGUCACAAUAAAAAAAAAAAAUUGUGUCUGUAAACAGGUCACGGAUAUCUAACUAUCUAAUUGUUUAUAACUGUUUUUUGUUACUGUCGCAUUUCCCCCAAUAUUUUCGAUGAUGAAUAAUCGAUCCAAACAGAAAAAAAAAAAAAAAAAAAAUUUAAAGGCUAGAUAUUUGAAAACGAAAAUCUCGACCACUCCUUGGUGUCUGUGAUUUCUGCAUUGCGAUCCUUGUAAUAUUACCGUGUUUUACCCAUAAAAUCCCCAAAAAAGUCCGACUGUGGCCAUUCACAGUUGUGUCUUGACACUCGGUGAGACAUGCUACACAAAGUUUUUGGAUCGAAACAACGUACGUAUGCGAUAAUAUCUCGUUAAAAUAAUGCUCUCUUUAAUUAUGCUCUCUCAUGCUCUUGCUUUGAGUUAGGAUUUAGGCGUUAUUUUUUUCAAAAAUACCCUCCUGUUCAAAAUGUUUAUUCCCCCAGAAAAUACAGAUUUUAAGCUUUCCAAUGAUGUAUCACACAUGCAUAUAGGACCGUUUUGAAAUUUGGCCAAAUUGGGGGUCUCAGAUUGGAACUUCAAGUCACCUGAAUGUUUCCCGCCAUAUAUGUACGCACAAAAAAAAUAAAGGAUUUUUUUAAUGAAUUGGGAAGUCCCAAUAAUUAAAAAUAAAUAAAUAAAUAAAAAUAAAUAAAUAAAGGGGGAAUAUUAAAACUGGAUUUACAUUAUCUCAUUUUAAAGAUCAUAUAUUUGUUUUGGGUGUCAAAAACAUAGUUUUAUCCUAAAUGGGAGUUAAUUUUCCUGUUUUAAAUAGUUAUAUUUUGGUGUUUGAUUUUGAAAUUCAGCAAGUAACCACAUGAGGGCGCUGCAAGCAAACGUAACCUUUUUCACUUAUCCUACCAUCAAUCCCCAAUCAUUUAGAGAUUCCCGGCUUGAAUAACACCCCAAAAUCAAACAUUAGUGCCCUUAUCGGUACUCCAGCGUCUCAUAUUCCUGAAUUUAAGAUAUUAUCCGUACUAUGUCGUUUUCUGAGGUGACAACAGGUUAACACAUCGUGGAGAUCAAAGACAAAGAUGACGCUUCAAAGGAAGCCACUAGCUGUCUCCCCGUUCAAAAAAGUGGAGAUAAAAGCAUGACUUCAAACGCUAUAAGGCAAUUAAACUCCGCAAAGCUCCGUCAAGUGUUUGAACGUCAUUUGAAGCUCAUCUUCGUGUUUACCGGUCGACGCAAUGGCCUUCCCAACAUGGCGUCGUAUUAGAUUACAAGUUAGCUUGGAGCAAUUUAGGCAAAUUUCCUAUCAAAUACACACUUUUUGAACCUCGGAUUCGGCAAGGAGGGUCGAGGGUUGUCCUUUCAUCUCCAAAGUGUCAGUCAAGCCUGAAAGGACUCUCCACGGAAGUCUAUUAAUUCGAUGCUGACGCGCCGCUUGCUCUCCGUGAUGCUGUCCCUGUUCGGAUACGUUCACGCCGGUCCGGUUCUGCUCACCUCCAACUCCAUUAAAAACUUCGAACCGGUCAGCCCGAGUCCGGGCACCCCGCAAGCGGGCGGCGUAGGACACAGAGCGCCUGCGCAGGACAUCUUGCAGAUUAAUAUGUGCGCUGACGACGAAGAAUGCGGCGCGGAGGAAUUCUGCAAUGACGUCCGAGGCGUGUGUCAGGCGUGCCGCAAGAACCGGAAAAGAUGCGGGAGGGACGCUGUGUGUUGCGCCGGAAGUCGCUGCAGCAACGGUGUUUGUCAGACUAAUGAGUUAGAUACCCUGGAUGUUAAGGCUUGGCACGUGCACAAAAACAACACGAUGGAGCUUAAAAAGACAAUCACUUCACUCCAAGCCCACACUGUAAAAGGUCAAGAAGGCGACACGUGCCUGCGCUCGUCAGAUUGCCAAGAAGAUCUUUGCUGCGCCCGCCACUUCUGGUCACGCAUUUGCAAGCCGGUGCUGAGUGAGGGCCAGGUGUGCACGCGCCACCGCCGCAAGGGCGCGCACGGGCUGGAGCUCUUCCAGCGCUGCGACUGCGGCGACGGCUUGGCGUGCCGGCCCGAGCGGGGCCAGCGGGAGCGCCGCGCCGCCGCCAGGACAGCCGCCCGCAACCUGCACACCUGUCAGAGACGCUGACGUACGCGCGCUGACACCAAAGACUUUGUUUCCUGCCCACGCAGCGCCAGGAAGCCCAUACGCGCAUCCUGGGAAAAGUGAUACAUCCGCGGAGAUGAUGGACUGAUAUCGUUGCCUGCGAACAGAUGAGGGGGAUGCGGGGGGAAGGGGUGAUGGAGUCUGCUGACAGCGGGUAGUGGCAGGGCUGUAUUUUUGUUUCUGUUUUUAUGGAACUUAAAGCCUAGGUUAUUGCAGUAAAUUACUGUGUUGCGAAUGAAGGCUGGGGGAACCGGACACAACUUGCCAUGCUAAAAUUAUGAUUAUGUAUAAGGGAGCAGAAUAGCCUUUGUGGAAUGAUCACUGGAGUUUGAAUUUAUAACCCUGAAUUCAACUGCAAAAAAAUGUAGCAGAAAUUUGAGUUGCAGCAUUGUUUCGGGAUCGAUUGCUUCUCCCUGGUUACCCAGAUUUUUUUUUUUUUUUGCAAAUGAAUUCAAAUGCUGAAAAAUUUGAGUCUUAGAAAUUCCUACUCUGGUGGCAUUGAUUUACUUCCUGAGUCUAGUCCAGGGUUGGGUAAACUACCACAAAGAGCUGCAGUGGAUGCGAGUUUUCAUUACAACCCAUUGAGAGGACACCUUUUCACUAAUCUGGUGUCUUUUAACUGGGGGGAAAAAAUGAAUAUAAUUGCAGGAAAACUUGAUGGCUAAAUAAAGGAAAUUCUUCAAUAAUUGGGAAUAAAAUAAGAAACUCUUUUUUUUGGAGCAACCAACCUGUGGAAAAAGCUUUCAUCCCUGCUUAUGUCUACAUUUUGGGCGUUUGAAACAUCCUGUUGCAAAGUAUUUUCAACAGAGUUGUACUAUUAAUGCUCAGAACUGGUUCCCACCAUCCAAAACACAAAUAUAGCAGCAAUGUAUGAAAAAGGUUCCUCAGCCCUGUUUGAAAAUUGUACUGUGGGGGUGGCACUUUAUUGAGCAAUGGCAUCAACACCAGUAUUGUGCGGCAGUGUAAAUAUAUCACAUAAUGUUUCAUAAGAAAACUAUCUAUGAAGAAUGUGAAUGUUUUAUUAAACACUACUCUUAAUAAGCACUCUUGUC